Neospora caninum is the source of this 468-nucleotide messenger RNA. RefSeq names its product putative nitrite reductase small subunit. Gene Ontology annotation, molecular function: 2 iron, 2 sulfur cluster binding. Lineage: Eukaryota; Apicomplexa; Conoidasida; Eucoccidiorida; Sarcocystidae. The transcript has 7 exons. The record is from RefSeq and is a predicted model, not a curated record. The coding region runs from base 1 to 468 and encodes 155 amino acids.
AUGGAGACACAGAUCGACUCCGAGGGACGAGUCUGGUACGCGGCGUACAGCGUCGAAGAAGUACAGCGGCGGCCCCGGCGUAUGGUCAUCGAUGAACAACCAGUCGCCCUCUGGAUCUGGAAAAACACGCCGUUCGCAGUUGACGCCAACUGCUACCACGCCGGCGGCGCCCUCGAGCAAGCUGUGGAUAUAGAGGAAGUCUCCGGGCAAGCGUGCAUUCGCUGUCCUCUUCACCGCUAUGUGAUUUCCAUAGAAACUGGAGAGUCCUUCUAUCAGCCUGUGGAAUUCGAGAAAUGUCCACAAACGGGGAAGAUGGUACCGGUUCCCCUGCCUUGGAAAUCGAAAGGAGUGAAACAGAGACCACACUUGGCGAAAGUGGAAGGCCAGCGUGUGUGGAUCUCGCUCGUCCCCCGGAAGCAACCUGUCGCCUCCGACAAAUAUGCAGUGGCGACUCUCAAUCGAGAGUAG